Messenger RNA from Rhododendron vialii, 1468 nucleotides. RefSeq lists its product as uncharacterized. Lineage: Eukaryota; Viridiplantae; Streptophyta; Magnoliopsida; Ericales; Ericaceae. The record is from RefSeq and is a predicted model, not a curated record. Bases 25 to 927 code for a protein of 300 amino acids. The transcript has 3 exons.
UUCAAAUCGUAUUGUUGAGACAAAAUGGGGACUGCUCGGCUGCUUCAGUUCCCUCCCUCAUCCACUGCGCCAUCGCCGCCGCCACUUUUACUUCCAAACCGUCGCAACACUCUCCUUCCUGGCGGCACUUGGUGUCCUUCCACCGGCCACGGCGGCCGCAGUGGUAGGCCCGACUGGGUCUCCAACGCCGAGAAAACUCACCGAGCCGAGCGAUUUAGGUUCAAUUACGAAGACGAUGUAGGCCGCGAAAACGACGUCGGAGGUGGGUUUGGUUUUCGAGAAGGUGCGAAGAAGAGGGUCUGGUGGUCCGAUGAGGAUAUGGACGACGACGACGACGAUGAUAAAGGAGGGUUUGGGGGUUUGGAAGAGGCCUUGGACACGUCCUGGAUUCUUAAGAUUUUGAAUGCCUUAGGUUGGAUGCUUCCGGCCAUUGGCAUAUCAAUGCUACUGGGCACAGGACCAAACCCUUUCUUGAUGGCAUUAGUGCUUCCCUUAGCUCAGUCAGCUGUUUCCUUUGCAAUAGAUACUUUCUGGGGGAAGCCAAGUAGAAGCACUAAGCCAAAGGGCAGGACGAAGAAGAAACCCUUUUCUAGAGCUGCAAGUAGUAUGAGAACGAGUGAGGACAGAGAUGACUUUGAGUCUGGCAAUGUAAGGGAGAGUUACCAGUCAUGGACUGCAGCAAAUGAUAUUUCUACUAAACAAACCAGCGACAAGAGGGCUUCUAGCUUUGGGGGAUGGGACGAGCUAGACAAAAGCGUGGGAUCUUAUAAAGUCCCCAAAAGAGCUCCAACUCAAAGGGAAAACGAGCCACAGCAACAGAAGAGAGGUAAACUAAGCAGGAGAGUAAAAAAUAGAGAGACACCAUUGCUUCUAAGACUCUUGAUUUCUGUUUUCCCGUUCCUGGGAUCAUGGACCAAGUUGUUGUGAAUCUGUGAUAACAACCUGUACAUUCUUGCUGGACUUGGAGUGGUAUGAAAUCUACAAAGAGGACAACAUCUGCGAAUAGUUGACAAUGAAAGUGCCGGAUACAGAAGCAGCCAAAAAAAAAAAAAAACAUGCACAGAUGUUGUGUUCCACAGGUUGCAGCCGGGAUGGUGAGGGCAAUGAAGCAUAAGUUUGAGGCUAGUCUGAAUUCACGACAAGCUGGAAGCAUAAAUUUGAGGCUAGUGUGAGUUUUUGAUAAGCUGGGGCAGGGCUGUGGUUGGCUUUUUCUGUAUUUUCAUAUGGUUCAUAUUGCACAGCAGUGUGGGGUGGCCUUGAAUUUUUAAUAGCCACAUUCUCAUGAAUUGUUCUUAUUUUUAUGAAACAAAAUUUAUUUCAGUGUAUGGUGGGAGACAAAAUAUUCAGAAGGAUAUUUACCCACUUUUUAUGCCAAAUUUUGCCAAAUUUUUUCCUCUGUUUCGUAUGCGUAUAAAACAUGCCAGAAUGUGAGUAUUUGUAUGGUAAAAUUCUGAAACAUUAGUGCUAA